AUGGGGGCGUUAAUCCCCAUUGCCAUCUCCAUUGCCGGAAUUAUUACGACUGUGGUGGUGGCCGGAACGAAGACCAUCACGGGAGCAGCUAAUGGACUCGGAGCUGCUGGAAAAGCGUUGGAAAAGUUUGCAAAAGCUGCACUGCCAAUCCUGGUACCUAUUUUAAACAUGUUAAUUACCAGUGGCGUAACUCCUACGAGCUCUACCCGGUAAGAGCCGGGGGCACCCAGACCUUGUUCAUCUAAUUUCCGUUUCGUACAACUAUUUAAGGACCUUGCAUGUUAAGAUUUUCUGUAUCAACUACACUAGCACAGAUGGUAUAUAACGUGACUUCAGAAGUUGAAGCGAAAAAAGGAAAAGUAUGUACAUAUAUACUAUGGAAAUAAUGUCUUCGGAGCCAAUGGCAGUGAGAAGUACAGGACGGGUUCCGAAAAACAGAAAUGACAAACAACCGAUCUUGUCAGAACUAUACAGCUUUUUCAAUACAAUCAUCAACCGAUCAGCUGAUCUCAAGAAGCUUGUCCAACAGCUGGACUGCAUAACCACUGCAGGAGAAGAUAGAAAAUUGACUCUGAAAAGACUUUAUACAACUCGUUGGUCUUCGUGAACUGAUACAACCAGGGCAACUAAGAAUUGAUUGGGUGAUAUCAUUCGGCUGAUGAAAGGAUACAUCAAAGAUUCUAAAAGUAAAGAAAAGCAAGAGGCCCAAAAUCUCCUCAAACAUAUAAGCAUUAUGGAAUUCAUUAUUUUGCUGAACACUUGGGAAAGAAUCCUUUCUUCAAUAAAUUUAGCAUCCAAAGCUUUUCAUGCAGUGGACAUGGAUCCCGGAAUUAAAAGUGAAUUGGGGACAGCGUUGAAUAAUGUUAGAGAGAUGGCCGAAUAGAAUUAAAUUCUAAGGGGAUCUGCAGUGUUUGCUCUUAAAGUUGGCAUUCUUGUCUCCUCUUUUAUUGAGAAGGGAACAAUAAAAGUUCGUAGAUUUUUUGACGAGGAAGCAAGAGAUAAACCCAUCGCUGACCCAGAGAAGAAAUUCCGUGUCGAAGUAUUCUUAUUUAUUGACACGGCUACAUCGCAACUAGAAGAACGGUUCAAAGGUCAGACCUUCGUAUAUUGCGGAUGA
Molecule: messenger RNA, 1117 nt
Organism: Paramuricea clavata
Lineage: Eukaryota; Metazoa; Cnidaria; Anthozoa; Malacalcyonacea; Plexauridae
Source: the annotation of a GenBank genome assembly